GUUGCAUCGCUCACUGUGCUUCAUGUAAACGUUCUGUCUUUCAGUAAAAUUUAUCGUAAAUUUGAUAUCUUAAGUGGAAGGAAAAAUCAAGUCAGGAAAGGCAGUAGCGCGUAACUUCAACGUAAAAACCCUCGGAUCAAAGAGAUCUCCCCUCACCAAAGUGUCCUGCGAUGAAAUUGCUGAGUUUCACCUUAGCAUGCUUGGUGGCCUUCCUCACAAGAGGGGUUCCCACCCUCACAUGGAAACUUCCUACCCUCACAAGAGGGUUGGCGGCCCCCAAAAAAGGGAUGCCUACCCUCGUAUGGAGGAUGGUUGCCCUUGUCGUCACGCUUCUGCCAUCCACGGCCGCACAGCUGGGCAGGAACGUCAGGGCCGGCGACGUCGUGUACAACGUACCAUUCAUAGCGUGGCCCGGCGCCGUGGUGCCGUACGUCUUCGCCAGUACCUUCAGCAGCGAGGACGUGGCAGCGAUGCAGCGCAACAUGGCCGCCAUCUCGGACGUGUCGUGCGUGCGCUUCGUGCGACGUACCAACGAGACGUCCUACCUGGACCUCCUUANUGGGGCACAUUCUCUGUGA
Messenger RNA from Hyalella azteca, 578 nucleotides. RefSeq lists its product as uncharacterized. NCBI's taxonomy places the organism in Eukaryota, Metazoa, Arthropoda, Malacostraca, Amphipoda, Hyalellidae. Bases 171 to 578 code for a protein of 135 amino acids. Gene Ontology annotation, molecular function: metalloendopeptidase activity. The transcript is spliced from 3 exons. The record is from RefSeq and is a predicted model, not a curated record. Gene Ontology annotation, biological process: proteolysis.